UCCUCCUGGUGCGGACAGCUCUGCUGGAGGGUGCAGGAUCUACUCAGAUGUCUCAGAGGAGCGUGGCCCCAUGCUGGACCCAGAGGCUUCACCUGCCCCCAAAGGCGAUGUCCAACACGGGGCUGAGCCGGAGCGCGGCCACAAGAUAACCCUUGUGGAGAAGCUGCAGGGACCUGAUGAAGAGGCGGUGGUCGACAAGGGAGGAACGAGCAAUGUUGUCAAUAUCCACUAUGAGAAGGAGGAGCUGGAAGGUCACCGGACGCUGUAUGUGGGCGUGCAGAUGCCCCUGAUGAGGCAGAGCCACCGGCACCACCGGCCCCGCAGCCAGAAGCAUCGGAAGCGUGAGCGGGCAAAGGAGGCAGCCCCAGAAGAGCAGGGCUAUCACUACACGCCGUCUCAGCGGGUGCAGUUCAUCCUCAGCACUGAGGAGGACGAGCAGCACGUCCCUCAUGACCUGUUCACUGAACUGGACGAGAUCCACGUGAAAGAGGGCGAAGGCACAGAAUGGAAGGAGACAGCAAGGUGGCUGAAGUUUGAGGAGGAUGUGGAAGACGGCGGCGAGCGCUGGAGCAAGCCCUAUGUGGCCACACUUUCCUUGCACAGCCUCUUCGAGCUAAGAAACUGCAUCAUCAAAGGCACAGUGCUGCUGGACAUGUGUGCCAACAGCACUGAGGAGAUCGCAGAUAUGAUCCUGGACCAGCAGAACCACUCCACUGUGUUUGAUGAGAGCAUGCGGGAGAAGGUCCGGGAGGUCCUUCUGAAGAAGCAUCACCACCAGAAUGAGAAGAAGAGAAACAACCUCCUCCCCAUCGUCCUCUCCUUUGCUGACAAGCCAGUCCAAACGCUCAUCCCCCAUCCUCCUCCCACCACUGUAGAAGCUAAAAAUGUGGUGAGCCACGACAGCAGCCCCAUGGAUUUAAGCAAGGCAGAGCUGCACUUCAUGAAGAAAAUUCCCACUGGGGCUGAAGCAGCAAACGUGCUGGUGGGAGAGCUGGAUUUCCUUCAGCAGCCCAUCGUGGCCUUUGCCCGCCUCACCCCAGCCGUUCUCCUCUCGGGCAUGACAGAAGUCCCCAUCCCAACCAGGUUUCUGUUUGUGUUGUUGGGACCAGAAGGAAAAGCCCAUCAGUACCACGAGAUCGGCAGGUCCAUGGCCACUCUCAUGACCGAUGAGGUUUUCCACGAUGUUGCCUACAAAGCCAAGAAUCGGGCCGACCUGGUGGCUGGCAUCGAUGAGUUCCUGGACCAAGUCACAGUGCUGCCGCCAGGAGAGUGGGACCCAUCGAUCCGCAUCGAGCCCCCCAAAAACGUCCCUUCGCAGAAAAAAAGGAAGAUGCCGGGAGCUCUGGAUGACAAUGCUUCUCAUAGAAAGCCUGAAAAACACAGUGGCCCUGAACUGGAGCGGACGGGAAGGCUCUUUGGAGGUUUGAUCCUGGACAUUAAGCGGAAAGUACCGUGGUUCUGGAGCGACUUUCGGGAUGCGCUGAGUCUGCAGUGCCUGGCAUCCUUCCUCUUCCUCUACUGCGCCUGCAUGUCCCCUGUCAUCACCUUUGGGGGGCUUCUGGGAGAGGCAACUGAUGGCUACAUAAGCGCCAUGGAGUCGCUGCUGGGUGCAUCCAUGACCGGCGUUGUCUACUCCCUCUUCGCUGGCCAACCUCUCACCAUCCUUGGCAGCACCGGCCCUGUCCUCGUGUUUGAGAAGAUCCUCUACAAGUUCUGCAAGGACUACGCGCUCUCCUACCUAUCCCUGCGGACGUGCAUCGGGCUGUGGACUGCCUUCCUCUGCAUGGUGCUUGUGGCCACGGACGCCAGCUGCCUGGUGUGCUACAUCACCCGCUUCACUGAGGAAGCCUUCGCUGCCCUCAUCUGCAUCAUCUUCAUCUACGAGGCUCUGGAGAAGCUCAUCUGCCUGGGAGAGACCUACCCAGUGCACAUGCACAGCCAGCUCGACCUCCUCACCCUCUACUACUGUAAAUGUGAGGCCCCGACCCAUCCCACCAACGAAACGCUGCACUUUUGGCAGAGCAAUGAUAUCAACCCUACAGCCAUCACCUGGGAAAACCUCACCGUGUCCGAAUGUCGACUUUUGCACGGAGAAUUUCAUGGACCUGCCUGUGGACACGAUGGCCCUUACACACCCAAUGUCCUCUUCUGGUCCUGCAUCCUCUUCUUCUCCACCUUUGUCCUCUCGAGCUCACUGAAGACGUUUAAAACGAGCCGCUACUUCCCAACCAGAGUCCGGUCUACGAUAAGUGACUUUGCUGUUUUCCUCACCAUUGUUAUCAUGGUGGUCAUUGACUUCCUCAUCGGGAUCCCAUCACCGAAGCUCCACGUCCCCAAUAUGUUCAAGCCCACCAGGGAUGACCGUGGGUGGCUCAUGAACCCCAUAGGACCCAACCCGUGGUGGACGGUGUUGGCUGCGCUCAUCCCAGCUCUGCUCUGCACCAUCCUGAUAUUCAUGGACCAGCAGAUCACCGCCGUCAUCGUGAACAGGAAGGAGCACAGGCUGAAGAAGGGAUGUGGGUACCACCUGGACCUCUUCAUGGUGGCCGUGAUGCUCGGGGUGUGCUCGGUGAUGGGGCUGCCCUGGUUCGUGGCUGCAACUGUCCUCUCCAUCACCCACGUGAACAGCCUCAAGCUGGAGUCAGGCUGCUCAGCGCCGGGAGAACAACCCAGAUUUUUGGGGAUACGAGAGCAGAGGGUCACAGGACUGAUGAUCUUUGUGCUCAUGGGCUGCUCCGUCUUCUUGACUGCUGUGUUAAAGUUUAUACCAAUGCCUGUGCUGUACGGUGUCUUUCUCUACAUGGGUGUAUCGUCGCUCAGAGGAAUCCAGUUCUUCGACCGCCUGAAGUUGUUUGGGAUGCCGGCCAAGCACCAGCCCGACUUCAUCUACCUGCGACACGUGCCACUGCGCAAAGUGCACCUCUUCACCCUGGUGCAGCUCACCUGCCUCGUGCUGCUCUGGGUCAUCAAGGCAUCCCGCGCGGCCAUCGUCUUCCCCAUGAUGGUUUUGGCUAUCGUUUUUGUCCGGAAAGUCCUGGAUUUCUGCUUCUCAAAGCGAGAGCUCAGCUGGCUGGAUGACCUCAUGCCAGAAAGCAAGAAGAAAAGGUUGGAUGAUGCCAAAAAUGAAGCCAAAGAAGAAGAGGAGUCUCAGCAGAUGAUGGAAGCUGCUGCUGCAAACUCAGUCCAGCUGAGCCUGGGGAAGACGAGCUACGUGGGUGUCCCCAAGCAGAACAACAGUGACAGGACUGACCCUUCUGAGAUCAACAUCUCAGAUGAAAUGUCAAAGACAACUGUGUGGAAGGCUCUCACCAUGAAUGCAGAAAAACUCUGAGUCUGAGCAGGGAAAAGCUGUCCUCUUUAGGGGUCUUGGCUUUGAAGGAGAGGAGCGAGAACGUGACUCAGGGAUGAGCCAGCGCAGCUAUGUUGGGUGGAGGAAGCGAGCACGCACCCUCCCUGGUUCUCUCCUCCAAGUAGCAGGACUCCCAUUAAAGCCAUUCAAGAUGUUUCCAGUUAUCCUUGGUGUGCUUCAGGCAUUCAGUAUCUCUAGACCAGCAAUCUGAGGUGCACCUCGCUGUCAGUGGGAGCUCGGUGUCGCUCAGCCUCCGUGUGUACGUGCGUGUGUGUGUGUUGUCGCAGUCUGUGGUGGUAGAGGGACAGCUACCGCUUGGUCAUUCAGUGCUAUCUAGUUUUUUUUUAAUCUCUAAUCUCCCCUCAUUUCCCUUUUUCUGUCCAAAUAUAAACUCUGAAUGUACAAAAUUUUCUGUUAUAUUUGAUGCAUUCUCCACUUUCUUCUUCGUCACUGCCAGAUUUUUGGUUUGGUUCGGGGUCCUUGCUUAGAUUUGCUCUUCACUUCUAUCUCUUACUGGUGUGGGAGAGAUGUCCUUUGUAGUGGGAAGUGCAGAGAGAAAGGAGAAGUGUUUGUUCCAGUUUUGCCAUCAUUUUUUUUGCAUCAACUCCAGAAUCAGCUUGAAGGCUGUGGUGCCCAUCCAGCAGGUGCCCAUGGCAGGGGUUGGAAGUAGAUGGUCUUUAAGUACUCUUCCAACCCAACAAUCCUAUGGUUCUAUGAUCUUUGAGGUCCCUUCCAACCCAACCGUUCUGAGGUUCUAUGGCUUUUAAGGACUCUUCCAACCCAAACCAUUCUAUGGUGCUUGGAUGCUAAAAGGCAGAAAUGCCGCUUUUUUGUCCCUGGCUGUAAGUUGAUGUAAGGAAACUCUUAAAACCCACUGCUUUGAAUAAAUGAUAUGGUCACAGGAGCAGCCAGCCCCAUCCAUUGCUUUCCUUGCUUUUACAUCCCCAGGAUAUUCUGCUCAUUUUUCUUUGCGCCCCAUACAAAGAGCCUUCUCCCUCUCAGGGUGGCAUGGACCAGCAGGAAAAUAAACAAUCUUCAAGGUCCCUUCCAACCCAACCAUUCUGUGGUUCUAUGGAAGCAGAAAGAGGUUUUUUCCAUUUUGCUUUCCCUACUGCCCUUUAGGAAGAUGCUGUUGAGCAGAGAUGGUACCCAUGUGCUCCUCAGAUUUUGGGAGCCAUUGGGCUGUGGUCUCACCCCAGAGACGGAAUCUCUUGUGUGGCCACAGAGUCUGGGAGGAAAGGGAACCCAGAAAGAAUCCCAGUGGUUUGCAUCCAUGCAAAGUGGCUCCAGGCUCUUGGAGCUGCUGCCAUCGCCUCAUCCCAUUUGCUGCCCCAUCCACUGGUCCGACCUUUCCAUGCAUCAGACAAACCCAGAACGCUAAUAAAUGGGUGGGAGAAAACAAUCCUCUGUAAGGAUGUCGGUAGUGCAUCAGCAAACAGGGCAGAAAACCACGUAGUUGUAUUUGCAAACCACGCUUUGGUGGCUGGUGGUUGUCAGUGAAAGAGAAAGGAGUUUAGCUCUUACAGGGGAAAAUAGAAUAGAGUUGGAGGAAGGAAGAGAGCUUGGGUUUUCUCAUCGCAUGAGAACAGUGCAGACCCGACCAUGGAAUUAUUCACCCUCUGGCUGCAGGACAGCUGCUUUCUGUCUGUUUGCCUCUAUUUAUGAGCAGAAAGUCGGUCCCUACUCCAGUCCCCCCCAGCAGGAACUGGGAUCAGAGGGUGGGAUUGUUUUCUGCAUGCACUCAGCAUCCCACAGCUGACAUCGCUCCCUUGGAGGACCAGGAAAGUCCCAACCCUGAAGGCAAAUGUUGUUGGUUGCUCUGGCGUAGGAUGCAUGAACAUCCAGAUGUCAAACUAUUUUUUCCCCUGUUUGCAGGCCUAGUCUUUUCUCUUUCAUUUUAUUUUUAAGUUAUUACUAAAAAGGAAGCAGAGUUCUCAUUCAUAAUGCAAUUAUUGCAAUUGCAGCUGCAGAUCCUGGUGCUGCUGCUGCCUCUCCAUUUACUCACCACCAACGCACAGAUUGCUCUGUAUGAGCAGGCAUGUUGGGGCUGGGUUGCAGUUGAUGAUCUUAGAGCUCUUUUCCAACCUUAAUGAUUCCACGCUUUUGGGAGGAUUUAACACACCCAUGUAGAGGGCAGGGAGCACCCUCCCAAAGGUAUCCCUGGAAUCAGUGUGGGAUUAAUGUCACUUCCUUGCAACGCACAAUGAUGGUUCGGUUGGCAGCAAACUCCAUUCCCCCAACGCAGGAUGGGUGCUGGGUGUCAUCCUCAUCUCUGGUGCCUUAAAACAGCUCCUGGGGCCAUGCACAAGGGCGGCUUUGUUACAGUAGGGGGAUUUGAAAGCACUGGGGGUGUGAGGAGGAGGAGGAGGAGGAGGAGGAAGGCUUACUACCAGCGAUGCAAAAAGCAAAGCUCCCCUCUCCCAUAGGAUAAAAAAAAAAGAAUUCCAAAUGAAUCCUAUGGAGAGCCCUAAGAGAAGAAGGGUGGGAGGAAAGUAAAAGGGUAAUAAGUUUGGUGCUGACACUUCUGUUUUCUUCUCCCAGUAUAUUCUCCCUUCUUCCACGCUACAUGUAGAAAUAGAGAAAUUAUUUUUGUUCCAGAGAUACUGAAUUUAUUUUUGUUGCAAGAGAUGAUCUAGUUUGGAAAUGCUCGGUGUUGUAAAUAAAACAAGGAGGAAAAGAAAACAUCCGACCAAAUCUGUGUUGUUUCCCAGCUCCAAAUUUUAAUUUAUAUUUUUUAAAAUAAUUUAUUUAGGGCUCAUUCUGUGAAACCUGAAUACCGUCACUCUCUGUCACUGUCUCGUGGUUCCCAUCUUGAACUGUUGCUGCUAUUGACAUGUUCCACCAUCCCAGCCCCAUCUGCUGUGGGUUUUCUCUGUCGUUCACUGACCACGAUGGGAAAGCAACCCAAUAAAAUCUGUUUGUCUCGCUGAGCUGCUGCAGU
Numida meleagris (helmeted guineafowl) is the source of this 6290-nucleotide messenger RNA. It is a transcript of the gene SLC4A8, whose product is annotated as solute carrier family 4 member 8. NCBI's taxonomy places the organism in Eukaryota, Metazoa, Chordata, Aves, Galliformes, Numididae. Gene Ontology annotation, molecular function: sodium:bicarbonate symporter activity; monoatomic anion transmembrane transporter activity; solute:inorganic anion antiporter activity. Bases 71 to 3331 code for a protein of 1086 amino acids. The transcript has 25 exons. The record is from RefSeq and is a predicted model, not a curated record. Gene Ontology annotation, cellular component: plasma membrane. Gene Ontology annotation, biological process: regulation of intracellular pH; bicarbonate transport; monoatomic anion transport.